This is a messenger RNA of Spinacia oleracea (spinach), 2115 nucleotides long. Its product is annotated as protein NRT1/ PTR FAMILY 3.1. The transcript is spliced from 4 exons. The coding region runs from base 62 to 1876 and encodes 604 amino acids. Gene Ontology annotation, molecular function: transmembrane transporter activity. Gene Ontology annotation, biological process: transmembrane transport. Gene Ontology annotation, cellular component: membrane. The record is from RefSeq and is a predicted model, not a curated record. Lineage: Eukaryota; Viridiplantae; Streptophyta; Magnoliopsida; Caryophyllales; Amaranthaceae.
UUCAUUCAACUUAUUCUAACACUCACAAUUCUCCAUUUAAAAUCCACAAAAAAUAAUUAAAAUGGAUUUGGAGAAGAUAUCAGAUUCACAUUAUGUGGAACAAACCAUGGAAGAAAGUCCUAAGAAGAAGCAGCGUGGUGGGAUUAGAACAUUGCCUUUCAUUCUCGCAAAUGAAGUAUGCGACAGAUUUGCUGGAGUUGGAUUUCAUGCAAAUAUGAUAACAUACCUGACUCAACAGCUAAACAUGCCGCUUGUACAAGCCUCCAACACACUCACCAAUUUCGGUGGCACUGCUAGUUUCACACCUCUUAUUGGUGCUUUAAUAGCCGAUUCUUUUGCUGGCCAAUUCUGGACUAUUACAAUCGGUUCUAUCUUCUAUCAAUUGGGGAUGCUGAGCAUUACAAUGUCAGCCAUACUUCCAAAACUCCGCCCACAACCAUGCCCAACACAAAUAAACUGCCAAGAAGCAUCAUCACAACAACUUUGGGUCUUAUACUUAUCUCUCCUCCUAACAUCAAUCGGGACAGGUGGUAUUCGGCCUUGCGUAGUGACAUUCGCGGCCAACCAAUUUGACAUGACUAAAUCAGGUGUUGCAGGACGCAAAUGGAACUAUUUCAACUGUUAUUACUUCUGUAUGGGAGUUGCAACACUAACUGCAUUUACUGUAAUAGUCUAUAUUCAAGACAAUGUGGGUUGGGGUUGGGGCCUUGGAAUACCAACUGGGGCUAUGACUAUUUCAGUAAUAGCCUUUGUGAUUGGUUAUCCGCUUUAUAUCAAACUUAAGCCAGCAGGGAGUCCUUUGGUUAGAAUGGUUCAAGUUGUUGUUGCUGCUUGGAAGAAGAGGAAUUCUCCUUUGCCUUCCGACCUUUGUACAUUGUACCAAAACAAGGAGCUUGAUGCUCCUAUCUCUACUGAUGGAAGACUUCUGCAUACUGAACAAUUCAAGUGGUUUGACAAAGCAGCAAUACUAACAGAAGGAGAAGCAAAAGAUUCAAAACCACCAAGCUUAUGGAGUUUAUCAACAGUCCACCGAGUAGAGGAACUUAAAUCUAUAAUUCGGGUAUUACCAAUAUGGGCAGCAGGAAUUCUACUUGUAACUGCAUCAUCUCAUCAAGGAAGCUUUGUACUCACACAAGCUCGAACAAUGGACCGUCAUCUUUCCUCUACAUUUCAAAUACCUCCAGCCACUCUUGCAAUCUUCGGCAUUGUAACCAUGCUCAUUGGACUCGUCAUCUACGACCGUGUUUUCGUCCCCUAUAUACGCAAAUUCACUGGGAAUCCAUUAGGGUUAACAUGUUUACAACGAAUGGGAAUUGGAUACGUGAUCAACAUACUCGCAACUAUUGUAGCUUCUCUAGUUGAGAAGAAGAGGAAAUCAGUUGCUACUCAAUAUCACCUUUUGGAUAGCCCUACAGCUACUAUCCCUAUUAGUGUGUUUUGGUUAGUCCCACAAUUUUGCAUUCAUGGUUUGGCUGAAGUUUUCACGAGUGUUGGACAUCUUGAGUUUUUAUAUGAUCAAGCGCCUGAAAGUAUGAGGAGUACUGCUAUUGCACUCUAUUGUUUAACAACGUCAAUUGGGAAUUAUUUAGGGACUUUGGUGGUUACAUUGGUUCAUAAUUAUACAGGUAAACAACAUAAUUGGCUUCCUGAUAGGAACAUUAACCAAGGAAGGCUGGAGUAUUACUAUUUGCUGGUUUCUGGUAUACAAGUAUUAAAUCUCAUUUAUUACGUCAUGUGUGCAUCAUUAUACACCUAUAAGCCUUUGGAGCAGGUUAAAGAAUCUGAUGAGCAACAGGAGCAAGUUUAUACACAUUCUCCACCUUCGAAAGUUUUAGUUCAAAAGGAUGGGGAACUUCAACUCUCAAAAGGGCAAUAGAUUUCGAUAUAGCAGGGUAUAGUUGAUACUAGUGUAAUGUAAUAGAAACUGUUUGUUUAGUCACCUGCAUAUAACUAGUUAGUAUAGCUUCAUAACAAUCAAAUUUGUAUUUUCAUCAUAAAUGCAUCUUCAACCCUACAAACACUCCUAGUUAGCCAGAAAAUAUCAUGGAAUUAAGGGUUUUCUGAAUUUAAAGCAGGUAUUGAUUGCAAUGUUUCAGCAAUCGAAACCAGAAUAUA